This is a messenger RNA of Astrephomene gubernaculifera, 2744 nucleotides long. NCBI's taxonomy places the organism in Eukaryota, Viridiplantae, Chlorophyta, Chlorophyceae, Chlamydomonadales, Astrephomenaceae. The record is from the annotation of a GenBank genome assembly.
CUAUAUCACAUCCAAGGUAUUGAUUCGUUCAUACUCCUGCCCGAGCGACUAAGCGCACCUUUCGAACACGACGCGGUGCACCUUUAGCGAACUUUUUACAUAUAACUAAGCCUUGCAUUCUAACCUACGCCAAGCGUUUCAUAACAGGAUAUAAACUAGAAAUCAUGUCUGAUGACAGCGAGGAGUUUCGUUCGGGGAGCGAGAUGGACGAGGAUAGCGAGGCAGAGUACAUGGACGAGGACGAUGAUGAGGACUACGGCUUUGCAGGGGCAGAAGAAGUUUCAACAGCCCCCAAAGUGCCUUACAAGGUCCUUCCUAGGGAUGAACUAGAUAAGCAACGGAAGCGAGCCCUCAGUGAAAUCAUGAGCGUCCUAGAUGUCCCUGAGGACGUUGCGAUGCGCAUGCUUCGGAAGUACAAAUGGGACGUAAGCCGCGUCCAGGAGGAGUGGUUCUCAAAGUACGACCAGGUUCGGCAGUCACUGGGUCUCGUGGACGAGGCACCCACCCCUUCCGGGCGAGAUGAGGAGCGCUGCCUGAUUUGCUUUGACACCUACCCGCUGGUGGAGAUGCGCGCGGCGGCCUGCAAGCACUACUUCUGCAAGGAGUGCUGGCGGGGCUACAUCUCCAACGCGCUCACGUCGGGCCCGACCUGCCUGGACCUGCGCUGCCCAUCCACGGAGUGCACGGGGAAAGCAUGCGUGCCCUCCGCGUUAGUGGUGGAACUGGCCAGUGCGGAGGAGCAGGCCAAGUACAUGGCCUACCUGGUGCGGUCCUACGUGGAGGAUAACCCCAAGAUGGCGUGGUGCACGGGCAAGAACUGCGAGAACGCCAUUCAGUGCCUGGUGGACCGGGAACCCGAUGAGGCGCUGGACGUCAUCUGCACCUGCUCCGCCACCUUCUGCUUCAACUGCAAGCAGGAGGCGCACCGGCCGGUGACGUGCGAAACGGUGAAGAAGUGGAUAACGAAGAACAGCGCGGAGAGCGAAAACAUGAACUGGAUCCUGGCGAACACCAAGCCCUGCCCCAAGUGCAGCCGGCCAAUAGAAAAGAACCAGGGCUGCAUGCACAUGACGUGCAGCCAGUGCCGGUACGAGUUCUGCUGGCUAUGCCAGGGCGACUGGAAGGAGCACGGCGAGCGGACGGGAGGCUUCUACGCCUGCAACCGGUUUGAGACGGCGAAGAAGCGCGGGGAGUACGACGACGAUUCCCGGCGACGCGAAAACGCCAAGGCGUCCCUGGAGCGUUACAUGCACUACUUUGAGCGCUUCGACGCGCACUCGAAGGCGCGGGAAAAGGCCCGCACGGACGCCAGCAAGGUGUCCAAGGACUGGCUGGAGCAGCUGGCGGACAUCACCAAGACGCCCACCUCGCAGCUCAAGUUCAUAAACGAGGCGUGGAACCAGAUCGUCGAGUGCCGACGACAGCUCAAGUGGACGUACGCGUACGGGUACUACGCCUUUGAGAACUACGACCGGAACCAGGAGGUAGCCCGCCACAAGUCCUUCUUCGAGUUCCUGCAGGGUGACGCGGAGAGCGCCCUGGAGCGGCUGCACGAGGCUGCGGAGAAGGACCUGGGCGCGCACGUGCAGCGUGCUCGCUCCCAGGCGGAGGGCGGAUUCGACGCGGAGGCCUUCCAGAACUUCCGCAAGAACCUCAUUGGCCUCACGGACGUGACUGCGGGCUUCUUCGACAAGCUGGUCAAACAGCUGGAAAAGGGCUUCAGCAGCAUGGAGACGGAGUACGCGGGAAAGGUGGAGGACGAGGCGGGUCCCAGCACUUCAGCUGACGUUGAGGACGGCUCCAAGGCCGGCCCCUCGUCGGCCCCGGCGCAGAACGGCAAGGGCCGGCGCGCCAAGAAGGCGCGGGGCGGGGAGGAGGACAUGGACCAGCUCAUCAACGAGCAGGGCUUCUGGGCAUGCAGCAAGUGCACCUACAACAACGAGGACACCACUGCACGCAAAUGUGAGAUAUGCGGGGCGGCGCGGCCUGGGCACGGCAACGCGGGCGGCUCGAAACGAUAGUGCUGCCCGGGGGCCGGUGGGCGUCUGCAUGGUGACGUCAGCCUCUGCUACGACAAGCACGCGGGGGCAGCGUGGUGAGGACAGUGGUGGUGGUGGUGGUGGUGGCGGCGGUAUGGACGGUUGGUCGGCGGGAGGCGUGGAAAGUAGUGUCCGCGGUUAGCAGGUGCGCUGGAAGAGUGCGCCUGCAUCUUGUACAGUGGGUGGAUCCCUGGCCAGCUCGCCUGUUGGGAGGAGUGGCCAGUUGCAGGUUUAUGUUAGGACACGCCGAAACCCCGUGCAUAUUGACGGUCGAGUUGUGUGUCUUAUAGGAUGACUGGCUGACUGGAUGUCAUCGUUUUCUUCCUGCUGCUGUUGACGGGUUAAGAGGGAAAUAGCCUUGUCGAGGUAUGUGAGGAUAGCUUCGUUGGGACAUUUCCUCGUGUUGCCUAAUGGUUCCAUUCGCCCAUGCAGUUGUGUUCAUAGGCAGAUCCACGUGUACAGAAGGCUCUUAUGCCCCAAAAGAUUUGGAGUCGCCAUUGAAUAGAUACCAUGUCGUCGACGGGUGCCGACUUGCUACAGCUAUCGUCACAACGCCUGUUGGUGGUGACUUAAUACAUGCAAAACCAGUGUGGCUGUGGUUGGCGCCGGAUGGCGGCUCUGGAGCCUUGACGCAUGAGGGUUUCAAGACUUGUGUGUGGAUGAGAUGUUGGUCAUGCAUGCAUCGAAGAAACUGCGCAGGAGGAG